AUGUACACUUCCUCUACAAACAGCUCGUACUCUUCGAGCAACGCCUCUUCAGACCCAAACCUCCCAUAUCAACAACCUCAACCAGUCUCAGCCAUCUCCCUGGGCUCUCAACACCCUCGUCGCACGCCAAUGGUCCCUAAAUAUCCUCGUUUCUACUCCUCUCCCAUGGAAGAAGCCCCAGACUCAACCCCACUCAACCUCUACGGCCUCGAGCAACGUCCCCUCUCUAUCAUCGAAAAACCAAAGCUUCUCCGCCGUGUCUCCCACGCCUUAGACGAUAUCAAAGAGGACUUGGCUUACCAGCUUGCUGACAGCGACGCUGCUGCAAAGCUUAAGCGCCGCUCUACGCUCUUCCUGGAUGGAUCUUUCAACGCGCCCAGCAACGCGCCCAACUCCAGACCUGGAACCGUUAAUGGUCCCCCUCGCUCAAGACCGAUGUCGAUCAUUUCUAUGGAUACCUGGUCUGCGCCGCAGCGUGGAUUGAGUCGGCGCCUCUCCAGACGUCUGUCUAUCUUUAGUCGUGGUAAGGGCGACACUCGUCCUAACACAGCUAGUAUCUCUACGCCUAAUCUUAUUGGGUCUUCUGCGCUGGCGAACUAA
This is a messenger RNA of Penicillium angulare, 600 nucleotides long. RefSeq lists its product as uncharacterized. Lineage: Eukaryota; Fungi; Ascomycota; Eurotiomycetes; Eurotiales; Aspergillaceae. The record is from RefSeq and is a predicted model, not a curated record. The transcript has a single exon. The coding region runs from base 1 to 600 and encodes 199 amino acids.